CUGCUUUGAGAAACACAUGAAAUUGAUUCUAACAUCUGAAGGAUGAAUGUUGCACAAAAGAAAGGAUGGAUGGAUGCUGGUUGUCUUGGGUUCUAAGUUACUAUAUUCGCUACUCCGGAUAUAUGCAUCGGAUAACAGUACCCGCUCAGUUAUCUCCCAUCUUAAAUUCGCUAGCGGACCUCAAUUGAGCUCAAUAAAUGAGACACACUCUUCUUCGUAUUUCGCAUUCGAUAUACGUGUUAACUCUAACUUCUUAGAAUACCCCUUGCUGCAUCACUACCAGCCAUGGUCCCGAAUUUUAACAUUCUCACCGCCACCGCUGAUGACCUCCAGCGAGAGCUAAGUUCUGGCGGCAUAACCAGCAAGCAACUAGUGAAGAUAUAUCUCUCGCAGAUUGAGCGCCACAACGACUACCUUAAAGCCGUAAUCAGCAUAGCUCCCGAGGCACUUCUAUUAGAGAGGGCGACAAUUUUAGACGAUGAAAGACAGAGAGGAAAGCUUCGAAGUCCCCUCCACGGAAUCCCAAUCCUGGUGAAGGAUAAUGUCGCAACGCAUCCUUCUACUGGUCUAGACACCACAGCUGGUAGCCUGGCGUUGGUUGAUUCGAAACCAAGGAGCAAUGCGCCUAUUAUAGACCGACUGCUGGCAGCUGGACUCAUCAUCAUAGGUAAAGCCAGCUUGUCGGAACUCUCAUGGUGGAAGGGCACAAAUCUUCUCUGUGGAUGGAACAGCAUAAGCGGCCAAGCUCAAUCCCCCUACGUCAAAGGAGGCCUUCUCAUCGGAGAUUCAUUCGCAGGACACAGCAACCCCGGCGGAUCUUCAUCUGGCUCUGCGAUCGCCGUGGCAGCCGGAUUUGCGCCCAUCAGCAUUGGGACCGAGACAUUUGGCUCACUCAUGCUGCCUGCGGGCCGAGCCGCCCUUUACUCACUCAAGCCUGGCCGCGCGCUGAUCUCCACUAGGGGCAUUGUCCCCAUUUCGAACUUUUCGGAUCAACCGGGGCCUAUGACAAAGACUACGAAGGAUUUGGCGGUGUUGAUGGAUAUUAUUACCGAUCCUGAAAAUGUUCCGUCUGGGGGUUACGCUUCGCGGGUGACGGGCUCGUGGGAGGGCCUCAGGAUUGGUACAUUGGAUCCGGAAAAGUGGACGUACCCUCCUGAGAUUCGAAAGGUCUUGGAUGAAGGAAUGGAAAGACAGUUGAACGAUGAAAUUCGGGACGCAUAUGCAACGAUCAAGCAACAUGUGUCAGUUUUCAAGGACAAUGUUCCAUUGAGAACUGCAGAUACUUUGACUAUCAAUGGUGAAGAUGUAUUGCUCAAGAUUUUUGAAAAGGACUUUAAAGAACAGUUUGAGGACUACCUCCAACUUCUAGAAACUCCACAAAUCAAGAAUUUGGCCGAAUUGAUUGCUUUCAACAAGAAGAAUGCCGAUAGAGAGCUCCCUCCAGGCUAUGAUAACCAAGAGAUCCUUGAACGUAGCGAAAACACGGACACAACACCCGAAGACCGUGCAAACUACGUCGCACACUUGAAGAAACUCGGUCGCGACGAAGGCAUCGAUAAGAUAUUUAACGAAUACGACAUCAACGUGGUGAUGGGACCACUCGAGUCUCCGCUGUACUAUUUCGCUGCGGCCUGCGGAUAUCCUGUUGCUGCUAUGCCACUUGGCUACCUUGAGUACAACGGGCGUCCUCAUGGGCUUGGCGCCGUUGCGAAAGAGGAGGGUCUUCUGAUCCAACUCCAGAGCGCUUAUGAAGGAGUUUUCCCGCCACGGAAGCCGCCGACUCUUUUCAAAUAAAGUCGGAUUCACAAAGUUAUCAGGACAUGAUGUCUACCUGAGCCAUGAGCGGAUUGCGCAAUAACUUAUAAAGCAUGCAAUUGUUCACAACCUGUAUUUAGCGUUACAAGAUACUAGAAGCGGGUGGUGAUAGUAGCACAAUUUAGAUGAAUGUGGCAGCGUAUGUCAAUCUCCAAC
Molecule: messenger RNA, 1971 nt
Organism: Trichoderma harzianum CBS 226.95
Lineage: Eukaryota; Fungi; Ascomycota; Sordariomycetes; Hypocreales; Hypocreaceae
Exons: 9
Coding region: 286-1794 (502 amino acids)
Source: RefSeq, a predicted model, not a curated record